Molecule: messenger RNA, 528 nt
Organism: Ylistrum balloti
Lineage: Eukaryota; Metazoa; Mollusca; Bivalvia; Pectinida; Pectinidae
Exons: 2
Coding region: 1-528 (175 amino acids)
Source: RefSeq, a predicted model, not a curated record
AUGGACGUUGACGAAAGUGCCAGUGGAGUACUACUUCCGUUACGCGUUAAGAGAAGUCUACACGAAGAGAAAAUCGUAUCAGCUGACGAUACUGUUAAGGAGGCCGAUAUGAUACUAAUUCCGGAUGAACAAAUACCAAUAGAAAAUGAAAUUUCGAUAACAGAUGAUUCUGAACACAAUACUGAAGACGCGACGGUCUCUGAUAUUUUCGAUGAAAUAGGACAUUCACCAUUUGAAACUGUAAAAGAAUGCAAACCUAAUGAACUGUAUCUUUUAGAAGAUGAAGAUGUCGAUUUAGCAAGGCGAGUAGGGUUAAUUCGAGGAUCUAAAGUUGACAGAAUACCGAUCAUACCUGACAGAAAAGCUAUGAGGGUACUUCUACGUCAUAUAUAUGACGUCAGUGGAGAAGUGUACGACGACAUUCCAGCAAAGUAUCGUACGUCCCACAUCAGUCUAGCACUUUACCUCAAAUUAUGUAUACGAUCCCCAUGGAGCAGAAUGAAAUCCAUUGGCCAAGGCCAGCUGUAA